This is a messenger RNA of Gambusia affinis (western mosquitofish), 2075 nucleotides long. RefSeq lists its product as uncharacterized. The coding region runs from base 132 to 1451 and encodes 439 amino acids. The record is from RefSeq and is a predicted model, not a curated record. NCBI's taxonomy places the organism in Eukaryota, Metazoa, Chordata, Actinopteri, Cyprinodontiformes, Poeciliidae. The transcript has 9 exons.
GAAAGAUGUAGAAAAGGAGGAGGAAGAGAAUAAGAGUCAGUUCAGAGAGAAAGCAGAAAGCAGAGGUCAGUGAGGGGAAACAAGCUAAAGAUUCAGAAAGAAUAAGGAACAAACUGGCUGAUAUUGACAAGAUGCUUGCUCUGAUUUGGGUAACUCUGCUCUUUACUACAACAGGUUUAGCACAAAGCAGUGAGAAGGCAUCUAAAGGCCAAACAUUGACUGUUACUCUAAAACCGACAAACCAAACAGCAGCAAACAUUACUGUUGAAGUUGAGGAAAUAAAUAUGACUUUAGAGAUCGCCUCUCUGAAGAACAAAAGGAACAUCACUUUGACCUGUUCUGCUCCUGCUUUCUGCUCUGGAUCUAAACUUCAGUUCACCUGGAUGUACCAAGAAGCAGGAAAGGACAAUCUCAGAAUCACAGACAAUGACACUGAAUUCAUGAUUAAUAUGACAGAGAACCACACCUCAAGCCUGACUUUUAAAGCCUCACCUAAACAUCACAAUAUGAACGUUACCUGCAUGGUCGACUUUCCUGGCAACAAACCAGUACAGAAAACGCUUAACAUGAGCUUUUCUCCCAGAAUCAGCAGCAGCUCUGGCUGUCAGAAUCAGUCAAAUCUCCUGACCUGUGUGUGUAUCAGUGAAGGGUUUCCUUCACCAAACAUCACUUGGCCGCUGUUGAACAAAAUCUCUGAGUACAGCCUGUCAACCAAACUCUCAGCUCUGUCAGUCACAAGUAACAUGAUUGUGUCUUUAGAAGAAUUUAGGGACGUUACUGUUGAGUGUGUCAGCAGGAAUGAUAUUGGUGAAACUAAAGAAAACUUUACCAUCUCAGAAGUAAAUCAGACAAUAAAUUCAGAAGUGGUACAUAUUCCUGACAAAUCAAAACAUCUAAAUAUUUUUAGUUAUUUGGUGGAACUUUUUAAAGAAAAGAUGAUUUCUGUCCUGAUUGUUUUUGGAGUUGGAUUUCUGGUCGGAUUAUUGGUUACAACUUUGAUUGCUUGCCUUGCGACAAAAUGCAACAGGAAGAAAAAGAAAAGCUCUUAUUCUACUGAAGAAUUGGAACUGGUAAAUACUGAAGUUGUUUUCAAGGAUGAUGGGACCCUACUCUUCCAGGAUGACGGCAUCCUAAACCAAGCAGCUGCAGAAUGUGAAGAGCUUUGUGGGGACUUGAUAGACUCAGACAUGUCACCAAAGGAAACUGUGUACUCGGACAUUGACUUCUGUGCGCUGAAAAAGAAGAAUCCUGCAGAUGCCAAGGAGAAGGAGGAUAAAACUGAGACUGAAUAUGCUGAGAUCAAGAGGGGGGAAAUAGAGGAGGCACAAGAAAAUGAAGGAAUGGACUGUGAAAUGUUGGAGGGAAAUGAUGAGACAGCGGUGAUGAUAGAGCAUCAGGAAGAGGCAGAAGAGAUUGUGGUGCCUGAAGAGGUAGUAGGAGAGGCUGACUAACUUUAUUACAACAAAAAGGAAGUCAUGGAUCAGAACUGAACACCGUACAUCAGUUUAGAAAGCAUACGUCUUUCUUCUUUGUAGAAGACAUAUUUGCAUGGGAGAGGCAUUUCUUGCAUUUUUAAGUGCUUAUAUUUAGAACAAGUAAAGCAAGAAGGUGGGUGAAUAUAUAAUGAGCUCUUGAAGAACAAAAAAUAAUAUUUAUUAAAUUUGAGCUUGUACAUAAGAAACGGUAGGGUGAAGGCAAAUCAGAAAAAAGCUUGAAUCCUUUGGCAGUUUGCAUUUCAAAACCUAAUUCAUCCUCUGACUAGUUGAAGAUGACCAAGCUGAAGAAUGUAAAGUUAUAUAACGAUGUUUCAGGUUUUGGUACAUGGCUGACUGGUGUAUUAUCUUCACAAAGCAAAAAAAAUGCAAGUCAGGUUCCAGCCACGCUUCUUUUUACAAAACAAAUAUUUUUAAGUAGUAUUUUUUUACAAAAACAUAUAUUUUGACAAGCUAUAAUGUGUGUUACAUUUACUAUGUAUAGAGUAUUAUGAAAUAAAACGUGUCUUUCUUUAGGCAGUACGUUUGUUGUACAUACCCUUUUGCUGCAAUAAACUGAGACGUUACACUUGAUUGCUUUGA